UUGGCUGUUUGGUCAACCGUCCCCGGUUGUUCUACAUAGAGUCUCUGCACAGCACCUGGCGCUGCCUACCUAACUGGUUACAGAAGGAAGAAGCAUUUACAGGUCUCCUGUCCGUUCCGUGUGCCGAACAAGCCGUGUGUGCGAGAGUGGGUCCGUGAGUGUGCGUACAUUGGUCGCGUAAGGCGGAGAGUGAGUUUGGUGUCAGGACCCACAGAAACACCCAGCUUCCACUCCACAUGCCUUCCCACGUGUGCUUGGUUGGCUAGCCUCAGUUUUUCCUGUGAUUGGGUGGUGGUGCGAUGGUGAUUCAGGCACCGAGCGUCGUCAUCGUCGUCGUUGCCAAUGCUGCAACAGGAACCAACGGAGAAGCUACUGUUUAUGAAAACCAGUGCAACAGUGCAACAGCGUUCAAGUGCUAUUUAUAGAGGCGCAGGCAGGCCGAGAAGAAGCGUUUCGAAUUUCCCUUAGGCACAUAGAUUGGCCCUAGAAAAGGCAGGAUGUCUGCGUUAAUCAGAAAGUGAAUGGGGGAGUCGCAUAAAAAAGGAUCUAGUUUUUUUGGCAGGUGAUACUAAAAAAAAGGGUACGUUUACAAAAAGAAAAGGUAGAAAGCUAGCCGAUAAAAAGAGUAAUCAAUUGGGCAGAUAAAUUGUGUAACAUUCGCCCAACCCACCUCCCUAUUGCUGCUUCUCCUCGACGGGAGUUGCUAGGUUUGUGUGAGUGCGUUGUUUUGGAUAGAUGUAAAAGGCAAAAGUGCAAUAAGUGCUAGUGGUGAAUGUUGGGUUGCCUUUGGGAGCUGGAACAAACCGGGAUGACGAAGCAAGGAUUAUCUAACAGUGGUGCAAGACGUUGAAGCGCUUGGUCCACCCACCGAGACAGUCCAACUAACUAGAAACGGGCCAGGAAACCCGUGGACUUCCAUCCGUGGAAAGGUCACAUGACCGUUCGCAAUGUGUAAAAUUCCAUUAUGGCCCUGGUUAGCCAUAGCAUGGACCCUGUUGUUGCAAAUCUGUUGCGUCAGUCCCGCUCAGUUAAGUGGUUUAAGAACAAACGAUGGAAAUCCUGGAACUAGCACCGGAACCGGAGGCACAGGAGGCAACGUGGUACCGAGUGGAAGUGGAAGCAGUUUCUCUCUUGGAGCAAGCAAGUUCAGCAUGGAAGCCAUCGACGACUCGCUGCAGACGAUCCAUGACAUUGCGACGGAAAAUUUGGGCACGCUCUGCCUCACCAAGCGAUUUCGGCCCCUACAGAUAACCUUGAACCCGGAACGCUACUCGGGUGCACGACAGAAAGCGGACCUGGCAGCCGUUGUGCUUCAGGAUGUCGGAGUUGCCCGUCACAACGGUCUGCUGGAUGCCCUUGCGAAGGGAUUACUCUCGGACGUACACGUUACGAGUGCACGCAUUCUGUCGAUAAACAUCUCCGACGGAAUGGUCACCAAUUCGGUUUGGUGGAAUAAACCCACCUCCGGCAUGGCCGGACCAGUUCGGAUAGAAGAGGCUGGAGUUGCCGUUGGGAAGACUCCCGACCCCGGCUAUCCAUGGUUCGAAGACGAAUCAUCCUCACCGGGACUACGAUCACCCAAGUUCGCUCCCUCCCCGCUAAACAUAUCCUUCAAAGGCUGGUGGACGUAUCCGUACUAUUCCUGUAACCAUAAACGGUGGAUCUUGUCCUACAGUGUUGCCAUACCUCCUAUGGGACGGCAUGGACUGCGUGGUUUCCUAAGCAUCGACAUCGACAUCUCGGAUCUGCAGGUCAACCAGUGCGACAAUCCAAACAAACUGGAUGUCAUAAGCUACCAUCACCACCUGAGACAAUACUACCCCUUCGUGCGGAACAUCAAGCUCUCCGAAGAGGAGCAAUACAGCCAGAUCGAAGCAUUCCACGGGUCACACAAAUGUCACGUUCACAGCAUGCGUUGCGUUUACCGACCGGUGGCGACGAACGUGGCAACGGCAGUCAAUUUGAACUACAAUCACUACAGUAAUACAAGUAGUUUCACCAAUGCUAGCAGUAGUGGGAGUUUGGCAAUCAUCAGCAAGAACCUAAGGGUUAUCAACGGAUGGACCCGAGGUGCGUACGAGUGCAAAUGUAGAGAUGGAUUCUACUCGGGACCGCAUCCUCGGGGGUUCAACGGAAGCAUCAUGGAAGUCGCCUACCAGGAGUACAGGGAUAACAUUAGCACCUAUUACAUGGAUGUGUUUGUGUGUAUACGGUGUGCUCCUGGCUGUGCGACCUGUACCGGGCCGGAACCGUGCCUGGCCAGCUACAACUGGGUGUUUCGAACAACUCUUCUCACAUUUUCGGUAAUGUGCGCCGGAUUCACCAUUGUUCUUGCACUGUACAUGUACCAGCACCGCAAGAUAAAGGUCUUCAAGGUGGCCAGCCCGAUCUUUCUCACCAUUACCCUGCUGGGUUGUGCCUUCAUGUAUCUGGAGAUGGCCGCCAUCUUCCCGAUCCUGGACACCUACUCCUGCAUAGCCACCAAGUGGACCCGCCACAUGGGUUUCUGCGUCACCUACACGGCCCUGCUGAUGAAAACGUGGCGCGUUUCGCUGACCUACCGAGUCAAAUCGGCACACAAGGUCAAACUUACCGACAAACAGCUUCUGCAGUGGAUGGUGCCGAUACUGCUGGUAAUGUUCAUCUACUUGGGAACGUGGACACUGUCAGCACCACCGACGGCCGAAAAGAUAGUCGAUCAGAACGGACUAAUAUUCAAACAGUGCUCCUACAACUGGUGGGAUCACAGUCUGGCCAUCGGCGAGGUGCUAUUCCUGGCAUGGGGCAUCCGUGUUUGCUACAACGUCCGAAAUGCCGAGUCGCUGUACAACGAGGCCCGACUCAUCUCGUACGCCAUUUACAACAUAGCGCUCGUCAACACCACGAUGGUUGCGUUCCAUUUAUUCUUCUUCCCCCAAGCCGGUCCGGAUAUAAAAUAUCUGCUAGGCUUUAUCCGGACACAGCUGAGCACAUCCGUGACGAUAGCACUGGUUUUCGGACCGAAAAUUCUGCGAAUACUGCGUGGUCAGGGUGACCAGUGGGACCAACGAGCCCGGAAACGAGGCAUAACCGCGUCGUUCUCCCUCAAUGGCAUUGGGCUGGUUCCGGAGGAAACCGCAGACCUGUACCAGGAAAACGAAGAACUUAAGGAAGAAAUUCAGAAACUCGCUGCUCAAAUUGAAUUCAUGAAGAUUGUUCACAUGGAGAUGAACAAUCGGCACCUGAAGCCGAAACCGGGGAGCUAUUUCACGCUGAAGAGUCCACUCGGUAAGUGCAUCGGAGGCAGUGGGCUGCAUUCGUCGCACAAGCACAAACAUCCGAAAGAGGACUCGCUCAAGGAGACCAGCGGCAUCACCGAGGACGGCCAUAGUGGUGGUACCAACAGCUGUUAUUCCGGCACGGCCAAUUCGAUAGGCUAUUCAUCAACAACCCACACCGGCCAACAGCAGCAGCUACAGCAACAGUCCCAGCAACAACAAUCUAACGGAACCGAAAGGGUAUGACAUGGCUACCGAGGUGAACGAGAUUGCCCAGCUGCACCCGUCGUCGUCAUAAUCACAACCCCACCCAGCACCAUCCCCCGCAAAGAACCACCGGCCAACGGUGGUUCCCCCUCCUGCCCGUCGUCAUCUUCCCAAACGUACACAGCGACUGACAGCACCAACCAUAACGAUAGCGUCAACAUGAAUUACAACCUUCGUCGGCGCAGCAGCGGAAAUGCCCCCCUUGGCACCGACAUCCAGAGCAGCAGUAGCAGUAGCAGUAACAAUAACCAAUCCGAACAGGAAUAUUCAGCAUCCUCACGUACAGCCGACCCACAGGAGCAGCAUUAUAACCGGAUCAACAACAACCAUGUAAUUGAUGAAGCCACCGGGUUAGACGAAUACGAACCAAGUACUUCGACGGCAACGGUGGCAGGUGAUGGUUCAGAACCUAAUUCCAUCCCGAAUCCGACCGACACCCCAACGGCCGACAGUAGCAAUGAAUCACCCAGCAAAACCGUCGACACCAGAAUCCCGGUUUAUGUAUGAUAGCAAGAUUUCGCAGUGGAUGGUUCAGCCCUCUUCCCGAUCGAGCUCGAGGCUGACCCCCGUUAAGAGCACAAUUCUUUGACCUGACUCUCAUCACUACCCAUCAUCGGCAGUGUGCUUUCAUGAGCCAUAAAAACCGGCAGCGGGAGAUCACUAACCAAUGAUAGCGAUGUGCGUUUUUUUAUGGCUCGUGAGCCAUCUGAUUUUUGUUAUCGCAGCUUGAUUGAGGUGGAGAAUUUUGGUUGCGAUUAUUAAGAUAACUUCAAUCACUUCAGAUCCUCUUUCACUGCAAGUUAAAUCAUUCAAAUGAUGCACCAUGAAGAAAAAUAGAUACUAUCCCGCCGGUUCGCCCGAUCCGUGGGUGGAAGAAAGCUGAAAAACAAUUUGUCAACGCACGGUCGGAAGUUACCCAGUCUCGUUUUGAUGAUGAAAACCAUACAGUAUUUUUGUCCCCCUGUCAUCAUCCGCUGCUACUAUUUACUGUCGCUCUACAGCCUGCGUUUAACCCGAGUGCAGCCAUCCAUCCCCCGGAACAAGCCCAAAAGUGUCAACAAUGAACCCAUACAGCUCAACAUUUACCCUGGCGGUAAUUAAAUAAAAUUGAAAUUGAAUUAUAUUUUACCGACAGCCCAACCAGAACCACCAGCAACGCAAAAUCACUCUACACGAGCGGAAGCAAGACAAUGAAGCUUUCAUCACCGGAUUUUUCUGCGUUAUACCGGUAACCACUCGAGAGAGGGCGCCACAUGAGUGUUCUAUGUGUACUAAUUAUUGGGAAACAUUUUUUUACCAUUAUACCUUUUGCCAAUUUAAUUAAUUUAAAUCGAUGUGGCGUCGGCGGAGUCGAUGUGUCAUCCAUUACUGGCUAAUGGCUAUGCGAAUUAAAAAUCGUAACGGACAGAAUUGGUGGCCGUAGUGAUUCUUUUGAAGAGCGGAAAGUUCACCUUGGUUGCCGAUCGGAAUGUAUGAACAGGUAAUCAUUGAUGGACGCUGACUUGGUGUGAUGACAAUAAAAAUGUGCACCAAAUGAAAUCACACACUGUUUCAUGAAACCACGCAUGAGACAUCGGAGAUAUCGGAAGAUACAGCAAAGUUGGAAAGAACGGGUCAUUCUUUACGAGAAGAAAAAGGCUAAUGUCAACAUUUGAAACGAAAAGUGAGAACAUAAAUUCAAAUUGUUUGUGUGGUAGAGAUCUGUAGGGUAGAUUCGUAAAACAUAAAUAAGAAGAAAGUAGCGAACAUGAUACAAAUCAGUUGGUAGAUGAUCCAGUGAUGAAGUAGGAAAACUGAACUUUUGUUAAUUUGGUUAUGGUUGAGUAAUUUUUUGAAUCGGAAGAUCUUGUAAGUUUGUACGAUUGAUGGAAACGAUCUUCGAUAAGGCUAUGUAAUACAAUAUUCAAAGCAAGGAAUACCUCAUCUGACAGGCUUUGUAGUUGUGCUAGAUAUGACAUAAACAGUAUUGGCCACCUCCGUAGGGGUAUGGAGGGGACCAAUUAUCGAUACCGAAACAAACAACUUCAUAAGACACCCUAAACAAACUUUAAUUUUUUAACAAAUGGUUCAUGAGCUGUCAUAUGCAGUGCUGCGUGCUGCCAACAAUGUCAAUUGACGUAAGAUAUUGGUCUAACAUUGCAUUUCACUUUCUACACUGAUAUUCUUGGUAAGCAUAAUAUCAGGCGGUCAAGCUAUUGCUAUCCAUAUUAAUAUCACUAAGGAAAAGUUGGAAAUCUUACAUUUGUUUCAAUAAAUUAACUUUUUUGUAUAACCGAUGCAUUGUUUUAAUAUUACGGAGGAAUUUUCUAAAGAUCGGUACUCGAUUAGCUGGUGUAUAUAAGAAGCAUUUGCGGCAGAACUUUGAAUAUCAGUGGUCCCUUUACGAUGUCAAUGUCAAGGCGAAUGAUAUUGGUAUUCUAAUUGUGUGAAUUGAUACUGACAUCAGGACAUCAGGAAAUUCAGCAUUUUGUAGGUAUUGAUGUUGCGGAUAACCCCCGUAAUGCAUUCAAGAAAGGCACCCCCUGGAAUAAUCAAGAUUGUAUUGGUUAUCACGGAGAUUGGCAGCCAGAAAUCAUGAAGCUUAUUCGCCAGCAAUUCGAGCAGUAAUUACGAACGAUUGAGAGAGGCCGCUUUUUUAAAUUACAAAAUGGUUACUGAACCAAAUGAAAAGUGUUGCCAUUUAGCUUUAACAAUAAUCAAUCAAACGACAAAUCAGUAUGCCAAACUUUUCUAUCAUUCGUACAAAUUUUCAAGCACACAUUCGUUUAAUUUAUCAAAAUAAAUCCACAAGAACGAAUCAAUCAAUCACAUAACAAUUUAAAACUUAUUAAUAUCCUAGCCAAACAAAAACAGUCAAAUUAAACCCACCCUGAGAGAAAAAAACGCUAUCAAGAUGACGAUCUACUAACUAAAUAGAUAAAUUAAACUAAUUGUAUAAAUACUAAAAACAAGACUAAGAAAAUGUUAGCACAAAAUGAUGUUCGAUGUCACUGAAAAAAAUAGGCAUAACAAAUGUUUAAAUUCACAAAAACGAUUGAAAACAAAGUGUUAUAGCGAAACAGAAGACUCGAUAGAAUCAAAUCCUUUUUUUUUAAUUUAACAUUAACAGAAUCUCAUAUGUGUAGCCUUAAACAAAAGAUGGUAAAAAGCAGAAAAAGCAAACAAGACAUUGCCUAUAUCAAAGGAGCACAAUAAGUAAAAAAAAAAACACGAAAUGAAGCAAAUUGAUGUGAUAACCAGGCAUAAGCACUGUGCUUUGGUCUACUUUCGAUAUGAAUGCUUCUUCCUCGAAAGGAUCAAACUUUUUUAUACCCUCAAAAGAUUUAUUUUUCACGGAAGUCCUGAAGCAAGAGCACGCCUAGGUAAGUCUUUCAGUGAUAAAAAUUGACACAAAACUUUCACUUCGUCGCAGAAAUAGGAAGGAUAGCAAAACUCUUUUGGCCUCAUCAAGGGCCAGCGGAUGGUAAGUUGUAACGUAAACACAUUUACUUUUGGCAGCUAUUAUCACUCUCUGUAAGCCGAUUGCGAAAAGCUGAAACAAGAAGCGAUAGUAAACGAGAUGAGUGGGUUUCCGAGGGGUGGAGGGUGAAGGUGAAAGGAGUAGUUCCAGGGCAAAGUACAAAACAAAAAUAUGUUUGACUCGACCUUCUCCGAUUUGCAUGAAACUUUGUAUAAUUGUUUGUUAUGAGCAAUCAUUCGCAUAUGUGUUAAAAUUCGGUUAAUUUGAAAGUUUUUUUUUUCAGAAUUGCAUUUUUAUAAUUUUUAAAUAAAUUAUAGCAUGAAAACAUUAUUUCCAAUUGAAUUCACGUUGUGAGACAAAGUUGUUGGGACACAUAUACACGGUUAAUUUUUCUUAGUAAUUUUUUGGAAAAAUAAAAUUUUAAAAGUGUUAUAACAAGAAAACACAUUUGUAUACUUUUAAAAUUGCUUGUACAAAAUACAAACUUUUGAAAUAUUUAUAUCUUUGAACGCAUAAAAAUUAACCAAAAUCAUAAGAAAAAUCCCCUGUAAAAUGUUUAAAAUUUUUGUUCGUAAGUUUUUUUUUUGUUAGUUUUGCACAGGAAACAAUAUUUCAAACCUUAUUAAUCGUUUUCUGAGCAAAAUUAACACAAAUAUUGCAUAGAAAAGAAGUUCAAAUAUUUUACCAAAAGUUUUUGUUUUACGGUGCUCGUCAAUUUGUGAGAUAGGGUAAAUGGCUCUAAUGUUGGCCUAUGGAUCUAAAAUUGGGUCCAUCGCUAAAAAUCUGCUAUUUAUCAAUUUCAUCUAGAUGAACUCAUGGAUAUUUUGGUCGCUAUUGAAAAUUAAGCCGAUUGCUGAAUUUAUGUAUGGGCUGACAUUUCCACUACGCCAUUUAGAAAAGAAAAUUGAAAGGUUCGAAGUGGCCAAUUUUAGCACAAAUUUGUAUGAUUGCCCAUAAAAAAAAAUUGUUCAAUCAAAGUUUCAUGCAAAUCGGAGAAGGUAAAGUUUGAUCGAUUCGUCAUUUGGUAUGGAACUGCUCGAAGGUGUCAAAUGGUGGAAGGUUGCAUGACGUAGUGAGCGGGAGCUGACGAUAUAAAGCUUACAAAAGAUGAUUGAGCAUUAUAUAUGACUAUAGCUUUGGGUGGGAUCAGUGUACUUGGGUUUUGAUAAAGCGAUUAUUUUCUUCAUAGGUAGACAAAUUUGUUUUGAGAUUGAGACGGAUUCAGCCCAAGGUUCUAAUGUUGAUAUGUUCAUGUCCCGUCAGAGUCAGAGUGAGUUGUGUUGAGUAAAGCCCUCUAGAAAACGUGUGAACGACAGUCUUCAGAGAACUGAGAAAUGUUGUUCCAAUCUAGCAAAGCAAUGCUUAUUGACAGUUCGAUUGGAACUGCUCUUGGCACACUCCCAAUCGUUUGAUUAAGGGCUUUAAUGUCAAGUGCUCCCAGGGAUGUCAUGUAAUCAGAUGUAUAUGCAACAGCUUAUAUCAUCAUCUAGAGAAAAAGGCAACCAUCCUAUUUUGCAAGAUAACUGAUAUUCUGGAAGAUUUUGAAUUUAAUUAUUGAAACCAUUCUCAUGAUCAGUAAACGCAUUUUCAUAUGAGUAUAGGGUGUCCCAGAUAGUAUAAGCCCUUUUUUAUUGGAAUAAAACAACGUUCUGUUAAUGAACUCAAAUUUUUAUUUCAUAAAGGGUAGGUGUUCCAGUAAUAGUAGUGUACCUAUAGUUGCGAUAUGGAGGUUGUGCCGGAAUAGUGAAGAGGAUCCGGAUAAUAUUAUUUUUCAUCGGUAGCUCACCUAAAAUAAAGCAUAUUUGCAUAUUUCAAACUUAAAAUAUGCCCAAAAGUGACGGAAAAUAAUUAAUUUUCCUUAAAAAUUUCACUCCUUUGCACCUAUAGUUGCGGUAGUGUUCCUAAAAUAGUGGAACCCAUAAGAAACCAACGCAUUCCACUAUUAAAGAAACUAA
Ochlerotatus camptorhynchus is the source of this 8939-nucleotide messenger RNA. RefSeq names its product probable G-protein coupled receptor CG31760. Gene Ontology annotation, cellular component: membrane. The transcript is spliced from 13 exons. NCBI's taxonomy places the organism in Eukaryota, Metazoa, Arthropoda, Insecta, Diptera, Culicidae. The record is from RefSeq and is a predicted model, not a curated record. Gene Ontology annotation, biological process: G protein-coupled receptor signaling pathway. Gene Ontology annotation, molecular function: G protein-coupled receptor activity. Bases 948 to 3503 code for a protein of 851 amino acids.